AUCCCAGUUUAUGCCACGCACCACGUACAUAGUACAUACCUCAAGACAUAUACACACCCUGAAUAGAGAAUACCACCAUGUCCAAUUUACCAUCGGAGCCUGAGUUCGAGCAGGCCUAUAAAGAACUCGCGUCAACCCUCGAAAACUCAUCUCUCUUUCAGAAACACCCCGAAUAUCGCAAGGCUCUCAAAGUCGCUUCUAUCCCGGAACGGGUGAUUCAGUUCCGUGUGGUUUGGGAGGAUGACAAGGGCGAGCUUCAAGUCAACCGCGGUUACCGUGUCCAAUUCAACUCCGCUCUAGGUCCAUACAAGGGCGGUCUCAGAUUCCACCCCAGUGUCAAUUUGUCCAUUCUGAAAUUCCUUGGUUUUGAGCAAAUCUUUAAAAAUGCUUUGACUGGAUUAAAUAUGGGCGGUGGCAAAGGAGGUGCCGACUUUGACCCUAAGGGCAAAUCGGACAAUGAAAUCCGGAAAUUCUGCGUGGGGUUCAUGACUGAGCUGUCGCGCCAUAUUGGCGCUGAUACUGAUGUCCCCGCUGGAGAUAUUGGUGUCUCUGGACGGGAGAUUGGAUAUUUGUUCGGCCAGUACAAGAAGAUUCGUAACCAGUGGGAAGGUGUUCUUACUGGUAAAGGGCUCUCCUGGGGAGGAAGUUUGAUUCGUCCUGAAGCCACGGGAUACGGCCUCGUUUAUUACGUCCAACACAUGAUCCAACACGCCAGCAAAGGCAGGGAAUCCUUUGAAGGAAAGCGAGUGGUUGUCUCUGGCUCAGGCAACGUCGCCCAAUACGCAGCUUUGAAAGUUAUCGAGCUAGGUGGAACAGUCCUCUCUCUAUCAGACAGCCAGGGAUCUUUGGUCAUUGCCAACGGCACUGAUGGCUUCACCCCCGAGGAAAUCCAUGCCAUUGCUGAACUCAAAGUUGCCCGCAGACAACUGAGUUCAAUCUUCUCUUCUGACUCCGCAGAAGCUAAACUGUUCAGCGCCGAAAAGUUCAAAUACAUUGAAAACGUUCGUCCAUGGCUACACGUUGGAAACGUGGAUGUUGCCUUACCAUGCGCCACACAGAAUGAAAUCUCCGGUGAAGAAGCAAAGGGAUUAAUUGCCGCUGGCGUCAAAUUCGUUGCUGAGGGAUCAAACAUGGGAUCUACCCAAGAGGCUAUUGAUAUUUUCGAAGCUGACCGAACUUCCAAGAGCAAUGCUGAGAGUAUAUGGUACGCUCCUGGAAAGGCAGCUAACCUCGGCGGCGUAGCUGUCUCUGGUCUUGAGAUGGCUCAAAACUCUGCUCGACUGAGCUGGACUCGGGAAGAGGUUGAUGCUAAGCUCAAGGAUAUCAUGAAGGCGUCGUUUGAAAAUGGAUUAGAGACUGCCAGGGAGUUUGUGCCGUCGUCUGGUGAGAAUGAGUUGCCUUCUCUUGUGGCAGGAAGUAAUAUUGCGGGUUUUAUGAAGGUAGCAGCCGCCAUGAAGGAUCAGGGAGAUUGGUGGUAGUCUGGAUUAUUUUAUGUAUAAAUGGUGGUUGGGUUAUUUAUGGUUAGAUUGAAUAGAUUUGUCACUUUUCACCUCGUCUUGCUUUAGGUAUUUACGAAAUGUUAUGACUGCCACGGGACAU
Messenger RNA from Talaromyces stipitatus ATCC 10500, 1599 nucleotides. RefSeq names its product Glutamate/Leucine/Phenylalanine/Valine dehydrogenase, putative. Gene Ontology annotation, molecular function: L-glutamate dehydrogenase (NADP+) activity. The transcript is spliced from 5 exons. Gene Ontology annotation, cellular component: cytosol. The coding region runs from base 78 to 1478 and encodes 466 amino acids. The record is from RefSeq and is a predicted model, not a curated record. NCBI's taxonomy places the organism in Eukaryota, Fungi, Ascomycota, Eurotiomycetes, Eurotiales, Trichocomaceae.